AUGAAAACAGUGCUAUCUAUACAGUCCCACGUAGUCCACGGAUACGUAGGAGGUAAAGCCGCCAUCUUCCCCUUGCAAUCACAAGGUUGGGAAGUCGAUAACAUCAACACGGUGCAUUUCUCAAACCACACGGGGUAUGGCCACUUCAAAGGCGACGUUCUCGAAACCACCGAGCUAGACCAGAUCUUGAACCAGCUAGUUGACCAUUUGCAAAUCGAAUACGGCGCCUUGAUCACUGGCUACAUACCGAAUGCCGAGUUGAUCAGCUGCAUCGCUAGCUAUAUCACCAAAUUGAAGCAGCGAGAUCACCAGCAACAACUACUAUAUUUGUUGGACCCCGUGAUGGGCGAUAAUGAUUAUAUGUACGUGGACAAGUCGUGCGUUUUGGAGUAUCGGCGGUUGGUCAGCUUGCGCGUGGCUGAUCUCGUCACGCCUAAUCAGUUUGAGCUACAAUUGCUUAGCGACGUGGAGAUUUCCAAUGGGGAAAGCUUGAAGCGGGCCCUAGAUGAAGUUCACGCUACCGUGCCUUACGUGGUGGUGACUUCCGUCGAUUCCCAAAUUGUCGAUGCGCACGAUGAUGGAUUUAUUUAUUGUAUCGUAUCUGUUCAAGAUGGCACCGCCACCACUACUAAACCUCAGCAGACAAUGUUCAGGAUCGCCAAGAUUGAGUCGUAUUUCACGGGGGUUGGAGAUUUGUUCUCGGCGUUAUUAUUGGAUAAAUUCGUCGCGAAUGGGAAAGAAGAAGUGGGUGGAUCUCCAUUUGACAGGUUGAGUAGAUCAGUCAAUCAAGUCUUGACCAUCAUGGCCAAGACGUUGAAGUUGACUCACGAGAUGGGGAUGAAGCAAGCCAAACUGGCUUUAAUCUCGGACAGGAAACAUAGCCAAGCGAACGGUGUGCAAGAAAAUGGCGCGGGGGAACACCACGACGACGACGACGACGAGGAUAUAGUUGGCAAGAUGAAUGAUGCCCGCACUAUGAAGUACUUUGAAUUGAAAGUUAUACAAGCUCGAGACUAUUUCAGCUAUGACGGACCUGGUGAAUUUGAAGAAAUCAAAUUUUAG
Molecule: messenger RNA, 1062 nt
Organism: Lodderomyces beijingensis
Lineage: Eukaryota; Fungi; Ascomycota; Pichiomycetes; Serinales; Debaryomycetaceae
Source: the annotation of a GenBank genome assembly